Molecule: messenger RNA, 1626 nt
Organism: Closterium sp. NIES-67
Lineage: Eukaryota; Viridiplantae; Streptophyta; Zygnematophyceae; Desmidiales; Closteriaceae
Source: the annotation of a GenBank genome assembly
CGCAAGUCCCGUUUCAGCCUACUAUCGACAGACCCCUCUGGACGACUGGAAGCUUAUUAGUUAGGCACAACUCAUCUCAGGAGUGCCGCGCGAUCGCUGCUGUUUGGACGCCCCCAAAUGCUCUGAAUAAUUAAUCACUCUCUCCGGGUAGUCGAAAACCUACAGACAUGGCUGACGAACCCGAUGUGGCUAUGGAAUCUCUGGCGACAGCCACGUCGGACACUAGCGAUCAUGCCGAGAUAGUCGCACAGGUCGCAGGUGACAAACAGGUCGCAGGAGUCGCACAGGUCGCAGGCGACUCCGUCGCUGGCGUCGCUCAUCCCGCCGAGUUCGACAAGGAGCAAUUCGUUACUGUCAUCCCCCUGCAAGCCCUCGCCGUGCCGGCGCGGCUGGCGCAACGGACGUCUCGCAUCGUUGACGGCCACACCUUCGACCGACCUCGCUUGCGUCACAUCCUUCCACAUCCCAGCGACGCCUCUCUGCGCCUGGUGCUACUGGAUGACGUCAUCAAGGACGCCACCAAGGAUCUCCCACCAGCCAUUCGGCAGCAGCUGCAGGGGGAAGGGCUGUUCAACGUGGCCACGCACGACCAGUGCCUGGACUACUCGUACUGGCCCGCAGACCACAUACUGCGGAAGUUGCUGCCACCAGGGGUUGAAGUGCCCACAGCGUUUGAAACUGUCGGCCACAUCGCCCAUGUCAAUCUGAGGGAUGAGCUGCUGCCGUACCGCUUUGUCAUCGGGAGAGUCUUGCUCGAUAAAAACGCACCCCUUAUAAGAACAGUUGUCAACAAGAGCGGGAUCAUCGAAAACGAGUUCCGGGUGCCGACUCUCGAGGUGAUAGCUGGGGAAGGCUCAUCCACCAACCUAGAGACCUCUGUGCGCCAGCACGGGGCCACCUUUCACUUGGACUAUGCCCGAGUGUACUGGAACUCACGUCUAGAGCACGAGCACAAGCGCUUAGUGGAUGCUUAUUUCAAGAAGGGAGAUGUGGUGGUCGAUAUGUUUGCUGGUGUGGGCCCGUUUGCGGUGCCGGCUGCGCGCGCGGGGUGCGCCGUGUUUGCGAAUGAUCUGAACCCGGACAGUGUGGAGUAUUUAAAAAGGAAUGUGAAGGUGAAUAAGGUGGAGAGACGGGUGAGGGCUUAUAACGAGGAUGCACGGGUGUUUGUGAGGCGGGUUCUUAAGCCGCCGGAAGGGGGUGCAGCUGAGGAGGGUCCGGUCCAGGAGAAAGGGACUGUGGAGGGAGAGGAGGAGAAGAAAGAAGGGGAGAGGAAGGAGGAGAAAGAGCAGGAGGAAGCAGCAGGGAGGGGGUGAAGAGAGAAAGAGGCGAUGGGAGCAAAGAGGAGGAGCAGAGAAAAGGAGAUGGGAUGGAGGUGGAGGGUCUAGGGGAGCAGAGGCUAGAAGUGGGGAGCACAAGUGUAAAACGCGGGGAGGCAGUCGUCAUGGGGAAAGGGGUUGAGGGGGUGACGCGGGACGCACAAGGGCAGGCAGGGGAAGAAGCAGGAGAGAAUGGCAGUGAGGCACGGGAUGGUGUUGAGGGGGCUGGUGGCAUUGCGGGCCAAGACAGUUGUGGGAAAUCAGACGACAGAGACAGAAAUGAGGGGGGAGGAGCGGCUGAGGGAAUGGC